AUGGCACCACAUUUUCUUCACUCAGAGUAUCCUCGCUGGAACAAUCCAGUACUAGACCAGAGAUACUAUCGUUGGAACAGACUAUUUGAUACGCUGGACUUUGACGACGAUGAAUCUCUGGGAAAGAUUCUUCAAGCUGCUGGUGCAGCAGAAAGAUUUCAUCCUUUCAACCUCAAGCUCAUUGAAGGUACCGACUUGAACGAAUUUGAAAUGGUUGCAGUUCGCGACCUUUCGUAUGCGUUCAAUCGAAAUUUUCUCUGUCGUGAUAUAGUGCGCCACCUCAUACUAUUCUCCAGAUAUGAAGAUAAGGUCUUCACUCUUGGGAAUGCAACAAAGCUUUGCACGGAUAUACUCAAAAUUACCAAAUUGAGUCCUGUACGCCAGCCAGAGAUGUAUCUCCAGAUUCGGAGAGAGUUUUGUCGAUUAGCGCCAGACCUAGAGAAUCUUGAUGAAGAUGAAGCGGAGGCAGAAUUAGAUCAAUGGGCAAGAUGGGGGCAUCAUGAGAUACAGGUCAUCACGGGACUUGGUAUAAAAAAAUCUGCUCAGGGACAGGACGAUGAUCCAUUAUCUCUUGAAAGCAUGAAUACCAAUUUUGAGAAUAGUCGGGAGGUAACAUCCGUGCGAAAUAAAACUGAAGCGGAAAUAUUCGAGGCGGCUAAGGCGCUGAUCUCAAUGAGCACACGGGAAAGUGCAGACGGCCUGAUUGUGACUCCCGUUCCGACUACACAGAAACAAAUUUCCAAUAAAAGAAAGCGCGAAGAGCCAUGUAGUGGCCCAGAAAAUGAAUAA
Molecule: messenger RNA, 789 nt
Organism: Botrytis byssoidea
Lineage: Eukaryota; Fungi; Ascomycota; Leotiomycetes; Helotiales; Sclerotiniaceae
Exons: 2
Coding region: 1-789 (262 amino acids)
Source: RefSeq, a predicted model, not a curated record